This is a messenger RNA of Penicillium odoratum, 3159 nucleotides long. RefSeq names its product NRPS-like enzyme. The transcript has 3 exons. Lineage: Eukaryota; Fungi; Ascomycota; Eurotiomycetes; Eurotiales; Aspergillaceae. The record is from RefSeq and is a predicted model, not a curated record. Bases 1 to 3159 code for a protein of 1052 amino acids.
AUGGCUGCCCAAGAUACUUUCUUUGAUCCCCGCAAUCAGCUUAUCCCAAAUCUGGUUGACCAUUAUGCUGAAACCAAGCCUGAUGCCAUCUACGCCGAAUAUCCUGUCAACCCCAUGACCUACGAUGAUGGGUACAAAGCCAUCACCUACAAAGCCUUUGCAAACACCAUCGAUGGCAUUGCGCACUGGCUAACGCAAACCUUGGGACCUGGCAACGGGGAGAUAUUGGCCUACUUAGGUCCAAAUGAUCUGCGUUACCCAGCUUUGGUUCUGGGCGCCGUCAAAGCUGGCUACUUGAUAUUUUUGACAUCGCCCCGUAAUAGUCCGGCCGCACACAAAUCCCUAUUUGAAAAGCUUAGCUGUGUCACACUCCUAGCGCCCGUGCCGCGACCACCUUCGUUUGCGGGUAUUAUGGGAGCCAACCAACUGAAUGUCGUGGACGUCCCCGGUUUGGAAAAGCUCUUGACAACCGAUUACCCACCUUUUGAAUAUUCGAAAACUUAUCCGGACGCUGCCUCUGACCUAGUGGUGGUGCUUCACACUUCUGGGUCUACAGGGAUCCCCAAGCCCGUUUUCUGGACUCAUGGGACUGCCGUGCGCCAUAUGCGUAUGCAAAGACUGGAGGCACCUCCAGGAUGUCAGAGCCAAGAUCAAAAAGGCUUUGGGAAGAGAAUGUACUUGACAUUGCCCCCAUUCCACGCCGCGGGAAUUGGUUAUAUUCUCUUUAUUGCGAUGCCAGUCGAUGUAACCCUUAUCAUGCCUAUUGCCACUGGUCUUCCUUCUGCUGUCGGGCUUGUCACUGCGAGAAAGCAGACACCGUUCAAGUGGGCUGUUGUCCCGCCGUCGAUUCUCCAGGAGUUGGCACAGGAUCCUAUGGCUCUGGACUACUGUAGUACGCACUUGGAGUAUGUCAAUUAUUGCGGGGGAGAUUUGCCGCAGGCAAUUGGAAAUAAAGUUGCGGCCAAGCUACCAGUGUUGAAUGGAUACGGCGCUUCUGAGAUUGGAAUGAUCAAUUUGAUCCACUCGGCAGCCCGCGACCCCCUGACAGACUGGCGGUAUCUUCAAUUCCAUCCAGAAUUGGGAAUGGAACAUCACCAUGUCUCUGGGGAGGAAUACGAGGCGGUGAUAAUGCGCAGCCCAGAGCGGGAAGGUCACCAGAUGUCAUUCACUCUUUUCCCCGAUCUUCAGGAAUAUCAUACACGGGACCUGAUGACUCCUCACCCCACGAAACCUGGUCUUUGGUGCCCAUCAUCCCGCCUGGAUGAUGUGAUUGUUUUUCUUAAUGGAGAGAAAACCAACCCUAUUUCUAUGGAACAACAUAUCGUCGCCGCUAACCCGGAGAUCACCGGGUGUCUGGUUGCAGGCGCCCAACGCUUCCAAGCUGCGCUUCUCGUGGAGCUGGGCGAUAAACCGCUUAACAUGAGUGACCACGCUGCGAUGAUAGAGAAGAUCUGGCCAAGCAUAGAGGAGGCUAAUGGCUCAAGUCCAGCUCAUGCGCGGAUCACCAAAAGCCAUAUUCUCUUUACGUCAUCUAAUAAGCCGAUGGUCCGCACGGCCAAGGGAACUGUACAACGCUCUGGCUCACUGGCACUGUAUGCGGAUGAGCUUGACAUUCUCUACGCCAAUGUGGAUAGGCUGACUCAAGUUGAUAUGAGCCAACCAGCCGGUCCAGGCGGGGUAGAUGAUGCUACGAAGGUGGCAGAGUAUAUCAGGGAAUCGAUCCUGGGAAUCACGGGCUGGAAAGAUAAUGUGUCUGAUGAGGAGAAUUGGUUUCAGCUUGGAUUCGACUCUUUGCAAGUUAUCACGGCUACCCGUGUGUUGAGGCAGGGUCUUAAUCUUCCUACGCUCACGCCGAAUGUGAUUUAUUUACAUCCAACCAUAGCGAAGUUGACUCAUGCGCUUCAGAAUCUUCACCAGGAUAGCCUGAAGUCUACCGAGGCUAAGAACCAAGCGCUGAUUCACGAACGGGAUAAGCUGUUACAGGAGCUGGUUGGACAGAUUAAGCCACCUCAGGCUCAGCGCCCUGAAGCGUCCGAAGUCCAGACUGUUAUUCUGACUGGGUCUACCGGACAGCUGGGUACAUAUCUGCUCGACACACUGCUGAAGAACCCCGCGGUAGGGCAUGUGUACUGUCUUAGCAGAGAUGACUGGGCUCGCGAUCGGCAAAAAGAGCGCAGGACGACCUACGGACUCGACCCGGUAGAUGAGGCACGGGUUACCUUUUGGAAAGCAGAUCUUACCGAGGCAGACUUGGGACUGCGGCCCACGCAGUUUAAACAAUUACAACAAGCAGCGACACUGAUCAUUCAUAAUGCCUGGACCGUCAACUUCAACCUAUCGCUAGCUUAUUUCAAGCCGCAUCUAACCGGCAUGAUAAACCUCAUCAACUUCACCGGUCAAGCCACCUACGCCCCACAUCUAUUUUUCAUCUCCUCGAUUAGCUCAACGAUGGGCCACCACACUGAAACCGGCCUGACCCCCGAGACGAUCAUCACAACCAAGGUCCCAGCGCCAAACGGCUACGCCACUAGUAAGUAUAUCGGCGAGCACUUACUCCAUUACGCAGGCCAACAAGGAUUCAAUUCCGCGUUCGCCCGCGUAGGCCAGAUUGCCGGACCGAUCCGUUCUCGUGGACUGUGGAAUAAAUCAGAGUGGCUCCCCAGUCUAGUGCUGAGUUCAAUAUUCCUAAAUGCUCUCCCAGAGACGCUAGGCACUCUCGGCCGCGUGGACUGGGUCCCGAUCGACCUUCUCGCCGAGAUCCUUGUUGAUCUGGCUCUCAUCCAGAACAUCGGGGUUAGCGUCUAUCACCCGGUGAACUUACACCCACUAUCUUGGAAGGACAUUCGCCCCGCUAUCGCCACCACACUUAGGGGUCUGGAGAGGACGGUGGAGACCAUCCCGGCGCAGGAAUGGAUUCUUCGUAUUCAUCGAGAUAUCGCACUUGCUGGCCAUAAGGGGGCCGAGGGGUUAUGGAUUGGACUUAAGCAGAACCCUGCUGCUAAGCUGUUGGGAUUCUUUGAGGAGGUCAUGGGUCAGGCAGAGGCUAGGAAUGAAUUGGAUGUGCGGGGAACUGGAUUGGUUAGCGAGAAAUUACGAGCAGUGGAUGCCAUCAAACCGGAGUGGAUCGAGAAAUGGGUGCAGGAGUGGAUAAAUAGCUAG